Molecule: messenger RNA, 276 nt
Organism: Pediculus humanus corporis (human body louse)
Lineage: Eukaryota; Metazoa; Arthropoda; Insecta; Psocodea; Pediculidae
Product: Signal recognition particle 19 kDa protein, putative
Exons: 2
Coding region: 1-276 (91 amino acids)
Biological process (GO): SRP-dependent cotranslational protein targeting to membrane, signal sequence recognition; SRP-dependent cotranslational protein targeting to membrane
Cellular component (GO): signal recognition particle, endoplasmic reticulum targeting
Molecular function (GO): 7S RNA binding
Source: RefSeq, a predicted model, not a curated record
AUGUCAGCUUUGUAUUCUCAGGGUAUAAAAUGCGAAUUAGAAUAUAAAAAAUAUUCAAGAGAGAGGAGUAAUGAACCUUUUCACACUGGAAGAGUUAGAGUUCAUUUGAAAAAUGAUGAUGGCACACCAGUUAAUCCAAAUUAUCCUACAAGAAAAUCAAUAAUGUAUCUUUUAGCCGAUUUGAUUCCGAAAUUAAAAACUAGAGCAUCUAAACAGAGUGGUGAUCAAAAUAUAAAUAAUCCUAAAAAAGACAAAGGAAAAGGAAAAAGAAGAUAA